This is a messenger RNA of Lates calcarifer (barramundi perch), 5584 nucleotides long. RefSeq names its product peroxisome proliferator-activated receptor alpha b (gene pparab). Lineage: Eukaryota; Metazoa; Chordata; Actinopteri; Centropomidae. Gene Ontology annotation, cellular component: nucleus. Bases 243 to 1652 code for a protein of 469 amino acids. The transcript is spliced from 7 exons. The record is from RefSeq and is a predicted model, not a curated record. Gene Ontology annotation, molecular function: RNA polymerase II cis-regulatory region sequence-specific DNA binding; nuclear receptor activity; zinc ion binding. Gene Ontology annotation, biological process: hormone-mediated signaling pathway; negative regulation of transcription by RNA polymerase II; positive regulation of transcription by RNA polymerase II.
GCUCUGCUUUGUAUGGACGUGGUGGGGGAUUUUUGACAGCGGUAGCGCUGUUGGGAAACAAACAAGGACGUGGUCGGGGUCGGGGACUAAAAUAUUUCCCUCCUCGCUCCUGUUCUCGGUCUCGCCGCACCGACCCGCUUCUCUCAUCCCAGCGAGGUUCCCGAGGUUAUGGAGGCUUCGGAUCGAGCUGUUUAUUGCAAGUCUGAUGAGUGAGAGUGCCGGCAGCCUGCGCCUCCACCGCAAUGGUCGACAUGGAGAGCCACUACCAUCCCCCUUCCCCCCUGGAGGACUCGGUGCUGGACAGCCCCCUGUGCGCCGAUGACGACUUCAUGGGCGGCAUGGAGGAGCUCCAGGACAUCUCCCAGUCUAUCGACAACGAUGCCCUCAGCUCUUUUGAUGUCCCUGAAUACCUGUCCUCCAGCAAUGGCUCAGAAGGCUCCACUGUCUUAGAUGCCCUGACGCCAGCAUCCAGUCCCUCGUCAGUUGUUUACGGGGUGGCAGCAGGCCAGGAGGAGCUCUCAUCUUCCUCCUCAUCGCUCAAUCUGGAGUGUCGAGUGUGUGCUGACCGUGCCUCAGGCUACCACUACGGAGUCCACGCCUGCGAGGGUUGCAAGGGUUUUUUUCGACGGACCAUCCGUCUGAAGCUGGAGUAUGACAAGUGUGAGCGCCGCUGCAAGAUCCAAAAGAAGAACCGCAACAAGUGCCAAUACUGUCGCUUCCAGAAGUGCCUGUCAGUGGGCAUGUCCCACAAUGCCAUCCGUUUUGGUCGGAUGCCCCAAUCGGAGAAGUUAAAGCUGAAGGCGGAGAUGGUAACAGGGGACAGGGUGGUGGAGGACCCUCAGCUAGCCGACCAGAAGACACUGGCCAGGCAGAUUUACGAGGCCUACCUCAAGAACUUCAACAUGAACAAGGCCAAGGCUCGAACCAUUCUCACCGGCAAGACCAGCACCCCUCCUUUCGUCAUCCAUGACAUGGAGACCCUCCAGCUGGCUGAACAGACACUGGUGGCCAAGAUGGUUGGCUCUGCGGGAGUGUUGAAAGACAGGGAAGCAGAGGUUCGGAUUUUCCACUGCUGCCAAUGCACGUCGGUGGAAACCGUCACAGAGCUCACAGAGUUUGCAAAGUCCGUCCCCGGGUUCUCAAGCCUGGACCUCAACGAUCAGGUGACUCUUUUGAAAUAUGGAGUGUACGAGGCUCUUUUCGCCAUGCUCGCCUCCAGUAUGAACAAAGACGGGCUUCUCGUAGCCUACGGUUCAGGCUUCAUCACCCGGGAAUUCCUCAAGAGCCUGCGUCGUCCGUUCAGCGAUAUGAUGGAGCCAAAGUUCCAGUUUGCCAUGAAGUUUAACGCACUGGAGCUGGACGACAGUGACCUGGCUCUGUUUGUGGCCGCUAUCAUCUGCUGUGGAGACCGACCAGGCCUGGUCAAUGUGGCACACAUAGAGAGAAUGCAGGAGAGCAUUGUGCAGGUGCUACAGCUCCAUCUGCUGGCCAAUCACCCAGACGACACUUUCCUCUUCCCCAAGCUGCUGCAGAAACUGGCUGACCUCCGGCAGCUAGUCACCGAGCAUGCACAGCUGGUGCAGGAGAUCAAAAAGACAGAGGACACCUCACUGCACCCACUCCUGCAGGAGAUCUACAGAGACAUGUACUGAGGAUUGUGGAGGAAUAACCAAGAGAGGCACUCUACAAACCAUCUCUUUUUUUCAGGGACAGAAUAAGUAAAAGAGUCCUCCAUAAGCUAGGGUUGAACCACUUAACCCCCCACCCCCUACCCCUCCAAUGCAGUAAGAAUUAGCUUUGGUCAGCGCAAGAGGUCCUGUUUAGGCCCAGUCAAGAAGCUGAUGAUUUGCAUGGUUUGACGCAGUGCUCUCCACUCCAUUGUGUGGACGUUCCCAGACAUGUAUGCAAAGAUGUGAUGUUCAGCUGACUGAGCCCCUAUCUAGACACCAGUGUAUUCAAUCUCAGACCAAACCCUUGGAUACAAACAAUAAAUGCUAAUUUAAAAUCCACGAGGUCAAACUCCAUGGUUAUCCCCAUCCUGACCCCUUAACAAUAAUGAGGACAGAACAAAAAUGAGGACAGAAAGUGAACUUGAUAGUUGCCACUCCAGCAGUAUGUUUGAAAGUAGAUUUUUAUAUUGAUGUCAACAAGCAAAGAGCCAUAUACAUUCACAACACCUUCAAAUGACUUCUGUGGCAGCAGUAACAUUAAGACAGUAAUGGUACAGUUUUCAAGCAAGGCAGCUUCUGCCAAAUUGGCUACCAGUAAAGGGUGGUUAUCCAUGCACCAGCCCUCCAGCAUGUUUCUUCGCCUUUUUUAUACCUGUCACCAGGCUCUUGAGCAUAAUCAUUUAUUUGUACUGUAAGUUUUCUAAGCCAUACUUUCUUGGUAAUGAUACUGGAAAUGACCGUCUGUCAUAUUCUUUUCUCUUCUUAACAAGACAGCAUCAAGACUUGGAAUGGAUUGUCAUCACUUACUACUCAACUUAUACACAAACUGUUCAGGCAGUGGUAUUUUUACACUUUAGAAUAAGAUAGCAAAAUCUUAAAGUUUAUAAGAAAAUCUGAGGUUUUUGCAGACUGAAAUGACCACAGGCACAGAUUCACUGUGUACAUGCACCAUAAUGCACAUCUGAAGGACAGACGUGCCUGUUAUAUGUUAAUAUGGCACCAUUUUAUACUGGACCUCUGUCGAAUGCCUUUUUCGCAAAACACAUGCACAGACGUUUGGCACUCCAUCCUGUUUUGUGUCCUGGUAUUCAAGGGCUAACACCAAGAUAAACCGCAUUACAACCUUAAUACAGGCAGACUUUGGAUGGAUUUGCUGGAAAUGAAUUAAUCCGUUUCUUAAUUUCUCACUCCCUGAAGUGCUGUUCCUCAAAAUUAUGUCCCAUUAUUUUUUUUCUCUGUUGUGUUGUCUCUCUCUUUCUCCCGUCAGUCCCUCUGCCUUCUAUUGUGUUUCGCUGACUGUGUUUGGUCCUCGAAACACAUGCAACUGAUUAGGAUUCAGGGGUGCACAUUUUUUAUAUGGUGGCAAAUGAAAAGCAUUAUUCUUUUCUUGAUAGAGGGAAAUCAUAAUGGUAUAGCCUCACAGAUUAAACCAAUACUUUGACAAGUCUGCACUUAUUUGAUUAAGCAAGUAAAAUAAAGCCGGUCAGACUUUUUAAACAGCUAAAAAAUUAGUAGACAUCUUUCACAAUUAGACAAGUAUAAAGUGAUGGGUGAAGACCAAAUACGUUUCCAUAAGGUAUCAUUCACAUGUUUUGUCCUCUAUCUGUUAUGAUAACUGUGCAUGUGAAAAGGUGACUCCUGGAUGCUGUUGUCAUACUGCCUUUUGUAAAAAAAAAAAAAGAAAGAAAGAAAAAAAAGAAAGAAAAGAAAAAGAUCAUGCUACACAGAAGACCUACAGUAAAGGAAUGUUGAUGGUGAAAACAUGCAUGUCUGAUAGUUUGGAUAAUACAUAUGUGGAUCUGUGAGAGAAUGUCCCCCCCCCCCCCCAAAAAAAAAAAAAAAAUCUGCUUAUCCAACCAAAGUCUCCUAAAAUCAUUAUGAACUGAUUGAAACUUUGUCACGAGAAAUGGACCUUGUGUUUAUAAUUACAUCACAUUGUAUAAACAGAGUGUACUGUACAUAGCUGAAAUGAUCACGCUGACUGCUUGCCCCAACCUUUAACUCUUGAGGUAUACAAGGUACUAAUGAUGAUCAACUUUUGUAUUCCUCCGUUUUGGUAAACAGUGUUUGAAAUUUUACAGUAAAUGUAGUUAUGUACUGUUUUUUUUUUGUUUUUUUUUUGCUUAAAAUGCCACAUAAUUGUGUUUUGAUUGAAUUGGAUCAUAUUUUUAUACUAAAGUAUAUAUGUAUGACUAAAUCAGAUAAUUGUUUAUUUGAAAUGGCACGAUUUAAGAGUGCAAUGUAAAUAGAAUUAAGGGUAAUAGGGCAACUGGUAAUCUGAAUAUCCAUAAAUCUGAAUCUCAUUGGGGACAUUCCUUUUUGUUAAUUGCUGUUUUCUAGAACGAGAAACAUCAAGGCUACAAUAUGCAUUCGGUUCAUUUCAACUGUACUUCAUUUAUCUGUUAAAUUAAUCUUAUGGUUUAAACUGAACGCAUACGAGGGCUGUGCAGGGAUGCACCAGCUCACAACUUCGGGUAGUUGAUUAAAACUUGACCUCUGUGACCUUGGAAUACAAUGAAAACAACAUUUAUCAUUUGAAAAGUCAAGCUACAACUAGGCCCUGAUCAUACAAUACUGGUCUCAUCUCUUAUACUCUGUUCUCAGGUUGAAAAAACAAAUGGGGUAGUUAAUAUAUGCACAGAAUUUCACCAUUCAGAAAUGCUCCAUUGUUGCCUCUUCAUAUUGAACAAACCAACCUGUAUUUUUUUUAGUCGUCAAAUAGAGAAAGAGAAUGCACUCAUAAUUUGCCAUCACAUCACAUGUUUUUAUAGUAAAGAAGAUGCAGUAAUGAAAAUGCAGUAUAUGUUGUUUUAUAAUCAUAUUUUGUCACACUUUUUGUCUUGACUUUUCUCUCCUCACUCGCUGCUAUAUUGUACUAACUCACCCAACAUUUCUUAUGCCAUGAGUAGAUUACUGACACUUCAAGCUGCCUCUUACUUAUUAUAUCUUCUUACAGAAUGUCAAUCCCAAAUGCAGAUUUCACUAAACACAACUUGUUUUUUUUGGGAGUACCCAAUUAUGCUUGGGAAUCAACAAACAAUCUGUGCCUUAGCGUGUGCCCAUGCCAUACAACACUAGAGAUUCAGAUUUUUUUUAAAACUUGACUUGUGCACACACUUUUAGAAUUGUAAACGGUUGGUGUCUUCAGCUAGAUUUAUGUAGCUGUUGGUGACACAAUAGGGCUACGCAGACAGGAAAUGAUGUCAUGGCAGAUUUACAUUAAACUACAGUAAGAAAGAGGCUCAUAAGUGCUAUUGAAGCAUCAUUUUACAUCAACAAUGAAGGAUUUGCUUUGAAGUAAGAACAGACUUUUAAAAGCUAAACACAAAAUGGUUGAAUCGCUAGAGCCAGGCCCUUGAGGAAAAGUCAUCUAAAUUUGUGAUGUCUGCUUACCCUUAGGAAUGUCUGUUUUGUGUUGUAUUGACAAGGGACUUUUUAACUUUUAUCAGGGAAACCUAGUCUUCCUUUGUUGAACUAGCUCAGGACAUAGAAAGGUACUGUUCUUUCCCCUCUCUCUCUCUCUCUCUCUCUCUCUCUCAUUCUCUCCCUCUCAUUCUCUCUGGAAUAAAUGUAUAGUGCUCUGCCUUACAGCACACAAACACCAACAACAAUAUUGAUUAUUAUCUUAUUUUCAUUUUCCAAAACUGACAGAAAAAAUGUUACUGGGGGCAGCAGUCAUAAGAAUUAGAUAUUUGAUUUUUUUUUUUUUUUUCUUCCUGGAUUUCAUGGAGUUUGUGUUUGUGGCUAUAGUGUCAUGCAAAGACACAACAGAGACUGUCUUUGGAUGUGUUGUUAAUGUGUACUGUGGCUUGGUAACAAUACUGUAAAUGUUUGAUGAAUGUAUAUCUAGUCAUUUAAACAAUGAAACAAGUUGACAUUGAAUGGAUUUCAAAAUUAAAUGAUUUUAAAAUCCA